This is a messenger RNA of Acanthopagrus latus (yellowfin seabream), 683 nucleotides long. RefSeq names its product histone H2B 1/2-like. The record is from RefSeq and is a predicted model, not a curated record. Gene Ontology annotation, cellular component: nucleosome. Gene Ontology annotation, molecular function: protein heterodimerization activity; structural constituent of chromatin; DNA binding. The transcript has a single exon. Bases 42 to 410 code for a protein of 122 amino acids. NCBI's taxonomy places the organism in Eukaryota, Metazoa, Chordata, Actinopteri, Spariformes, Sparidae.
UCAGCAGAGAUAUUCGUUUUCGUACAGCAGACGAUAACACCAUGCCUGAUCCACCCAAAGCAGCGAAGAAAGGCUCUAAGAAAGCCGUUUCAAAAGCCACCAAGGGCGGCAAGAAGAGGAGAAAGACCAGGAAGGAGAGCUACGCCAUCUAUGUCUACAAGGUGCUGAAGCAGGUCCACCCUGACACCGGCAUCUCCUCCAAGGCCAUGGGCAUCAUGAACUCCUUCGUCAGCGACAUCUUCGAGCGUAUCGCCGGUGAGGCCUCCCGUCUGGCUCACUACAACAAGCGCUCCACCAUCACCUCCAGGGAGAUCCAGACCGCCGUCCGCCUGCUGCUGCCCGGGGAGCUGGCCAAGCACGCCGUGUCCGAGGGCACCAAGGCCGUCACCAAGUACACCAGCUCCAAGUAAACCUGCUGAGACACCAACAACACAACGGUCCUUUUCAGGACCACACACUGCUUCUACUGAGAGCUUCGUUCCAAUGUUUGUAUCUGACCUACAACUUGUAAUGGGUCAUGAACUUAUUAAUGGAUCAACUGGUCUGUCAUACUAAACGACCUAGUCAACUAAUUACUCAUGCUGUAAGAUGGUGAUAUAUGGUUUCCCUGUAGUUUCCACAAUAUUUACAUUAUGGUAUAUUUUACCUGGACGUGGUUCUAAUAAAUGUUGCCAUAAGUUUUA